GCGCAGCAUGUCGUACAAUACAGCAGAGCUGACGUUUUUCCUUCUCUAUUUUUGUUCAUUUCAUCUGGUAUUGGAAGUACAGUCAGGUUGAAGCACCACGAGGAAAAAGGUUGUUGUUGUGGCCGCGCUGUGACUUGGGCUGCAACAAACGUGCAAGAAACGUGUUUGCUGUAACAGGAGCCAGAACAUGACUUGAUGUGUCGCAAAGUAAUAUCCACAAUGGCAACGUACGACGCAGAAGCGUGCCCUCCGAAAGGACAUUCUGUGGUGAUGGAAGUGAGCCCGGACAUCCACAUCUGUGGAUUCUGCAAGCAGCAGUACAACAAUUUCGAACUGUUUCUGGCCCACAAGCAGAGUGGAUGUUCACUACCGACGCGUGACACCUCAGCCGUGGCUGCAGCAGUUUCGUCGCUGCCAGGCACCAGCAUAGAGGUGGUUUUAGAGAAAACCUUCCAGACGUGUGUUCUGAGAGGCGUUAAGAAGAUCCUAACCAAACCGCAGAGGACCAAAAAGCUAAAGAGCGCACUGACAUCCAAGAGGCACAGCUGUUGUUUCUCGGGCUGCACCUUUAAGACACAGUAUGGCCAAAAAGACAUGGAGCGACAUCUUAAAACCCACACUGGCGAGAAGCCGUUCGAGUGCGAGCUCUGCCACAAGCGCUUCAGCCGACGGGACAAGCUCAACAUGCAUAGCCGCUCGCACACAGGCGAGAAGCCUCACAAGUGCAAACUGUGCCCGUAUGCGGCGGCCGACAGCAGCAGCCUGAAGAAGCACCUGCGAGUCCACUACGACGAGCGGCCCUUCAAGUGCCAGAUCUGUCCCUACGCCAGCCGUAACUCCAGCCAGCUCACCGUGCACCUCCGCUCACACACCGGAGAUGCACCCUUCCAGUGUCAGCAGUGUGACGCAAAGUUCAAGAUCAACUCCGACUUGAAGAGACACAUUCGUGUCCACUCGGGGGAGAAGCCUUACAAGUGUGACCUGUGCGAGUACCGCUGCGCCAUGAAAGGUAACCUCAAGUCUCACGUUCAGAUCAAACACGGCACAGAGAACGCCUUCCACUGUGCCCAUUGCGAGUUCACAUGCGCCAACAAGAUGGCGCUGCGGCAGCACUCGCGCCAGCACCGGCCUGUUCAGCCCAUUCAGUGCCCAAAGUGCACAUACUCCUGCGCCAGUCGCGGGGCACUCAAAGUCCACGAGAGGAUCCACUCGGAGGAGCGUCCUUUUAAGUGUGACUCUUGCAGCUAUGCCUCCAAGCAGCGCAGCAACCUGGUCAUCCACAAGAAGAGGUUCCACUCAGACACGCCAGAGAAGAGCGGUGGGAAAAGGGCUGGCGUUGACUCCCCGAAAUCUGACAGCUCUCGUUACCGGGCCAAGCUGGACGCCGCUCGAGCCUUCAGCUGCGGCUCGUGCGGCGCUUCGUUUGUGAGGGAAGACUCGCUGAGGAGUCACAAGAAGCAACACAGAGAGACCCAGAAUCCACUGCAAGUCCAAGUGACCACCCCCCUUCCCCAUGUAAUGUCACCGCACGACAGCACCCAGUUGGAAGUCCCGGUCCAGGUUGACUCGUUGGCCCCUUACAAUAGCACACAGCUCAAAAUUAUCGUAUCUUCUGCAGAGAGCCCCAACAAAAUGGUUCUGUUGAAUCCCGAACACCAGGACAUCAUGGUGAACUCCAUGAUCCAGCAAGUCAAUCUGCUGGCACCUGUGCAGCCACCCGGGUUGUCCCAAAGCACAGAGGCCACGUUUGUACCCCAGACGGUCCUCUUGACACCGCUCCACUCCGCUGACGACACCAACAGCCCUCUGCACCAGACGCUGGUCCACCCGGCAAUGGCCGCUCAGGACUCUGGCGUCGUCCCUCAAACGUUUGUCACCACCUGCACCGAACUGGAGGACUUGAGCGCCUUGGUUCAAGAGGGCGGCGCAGAGGUGACAGUCGUGACGGAAGGGAAUGCCGCCACAGUGACGUCGUUGAGUCCGACCGGACCGGCCCAGGCUGCGGGUGAGGGUGGAGGGCAGUGCCUGAGCAUGUGAGCAGCGCUGACCCGACCCGAACUUUUUAAAUGGAUUUACUGCAACAUAAGCUACUUGUUUCCAGGGAAGAACUUUUUAUGUGUCUGGUGUUCACUUUACUCAUUGACUUGCGACGACGCUAGAUUUAAAAUGAUCCUUUUUCAUUUUUAGAUUUUAGAAUACCUAAUUGAUGAUAUGGUGCUGUAAAAAUAGAACAUUCGGACUAAUGUACAGUCAUAAGCAGAGGUGGGGAACAUGCGCCACAUAAGGCAUUUGAGUACGGAAAGCAGUUAUUCAUUAUUCUUGAUAUCCAUCUUAAGGUCCAUGUACUAGCAUGCGCUUUGUCCUCACUAAGACAUUUGAUAUGUACAGUAUUCUGUAUGACAUUACUUCACACUAGUAGGACAAUUUUGGCCUACUACUAGUUAGUACGACUCCAUGCUGCUAGUGAGGCAAAGCUAGUUGAUAUCUGCACAAUAUUAGUACAAUGAGUGAAGUGCUAGAUGUUAGCGAGUACAGUUUUGUCACUAGUAUUACUAGUAGCGCACAGUUAACUAGUGCACUGUUUUGCCUUAAUCGUAACAUAUAGUUGUCCUACUAGUAAGCCUGUUAAAGAUAGAUGAUCGAGAAACAAACCUGUGUCCCCUAUAAAAAUGGUAGAACUGUGACAAGCCCUUCCAACACCCAGAGUUUGUCCCCAAUCCAGAUUGAGCCAUGCAAGCUCACAGUGCUACCAAACUUAAUGAUGAUUAUUAUUUUCAUUUUUUUAUGUUAAUUGAAAACAAAACAUAAGCCUGGAUUGAAGAUACAUUUCUUCAGCAAGCCUUCUCCAACUGUGUGUCAUGACUACUUUUUCCAGUGACAUCAUUUGACCAGAGUGAACAAAACUGUGGCUACCGCUAAUGCUACGUCCGUCAACUCCAUGAGGAGAAUGGAGCAGAGGAGAGGAAGAAACACACGACUAAUAACAUAACUGAGAUUGUGGACCUUCCAAGCUUAUUGACGUCAGCAGUAUGGAAGCGCUUCGGCUUCCCGUAGGCGACAAUACCCAGACCGUUUGCCAUAAGUGCUUCAAAAAAUGUCCCCAAGUCAUGGGCAACAUGUCGAACAUGUUAAUGCAACUUAAAAGACACCAUGCCGAAAUAAUUUAAGUAUGUCAGAGAACAAAACAUAGGCUCUACUCUUGACAAAUUGAUUAAUUAUAUGCAGGUGCUGUAUAUACUAUAUUAAUUCAUUUACAAUAUCCAUCCAUCCAUUUUCUGUACCGCUUUACCAAAUAGCUUCAGGCGAGAGGCGGGGUACACCCUGAACUGGUCGCCACCCAAUCGUCGGGCACAUAUAAACAAACAACUAUUCGCGCACACAUUCACACCUCAGGGCAAUUUAGAGUUUCCAACCAAUAUAUAUAUUAAAAUUUAAAAAGUCUAAUCGUGUAUCAAACCAUGGGAUGGAAAUCGAGAUACAAAUAGAAUCUUAACUCUGGUUUAUCGUAAGUCCUACCUACUAGUAUACGAAAGUUGCCCUACGAGUGAGGACAAAGAACCUACUACAGUGGAGCAAAAAGCCGCUAAGUAGUUUGAGCGUUCCUUCAAAAUCGUUGAUACUCACCUGAAGUUGCAUGUACUAGUGCGCUCUUUGUCCUCAUUAGUAAGACUAUUCAAAGCACUACUAGAACGACUAGUGUGUAUUAGUAGAACAACUGUGUCUUAGUAGUAAUACUUUCCCCCCGCAUCCCUUUCCACAACUGUAUGACAUUUCUACUAGUAAGACACCGAAAUGUUACUCAUGAGACAAAACUACUAGUUGGCAUUUUGGUAGUACUAGUCGGGUGCAGGUGAUUAGUGUGUGACACAUGCCUACGAGGUGGGCCUAGUAGUGUUACUAGUGUAGCACAGCAGUUUACUAAUACGGUUUCAUUGCGGACUAGCAACCCAAAAGUGGCACUGCAGUAGA
Molecule: messenger RNA, 3969 nt
Organism: Phycodurus eques (leafy seadragon)
Lineage: Eukaryota; Metazoa; Chordata; Actinopteri; Syngnathiformes; Syngnathidae
Gene: zfp64
Product: zinc finger protein 64 homolog (mouse)
Exons: 6
Coding region: 196-2037 (613 amino acids)
Biological process (GO): regulation of DNA-templated transcription
Molecular function (GO): RNA polymerase II cis-regulatory region sequence-specific DNA binding; DNA-binding transcription factor activity, RNA polymerase II-specific
Source: RefSeq, a predicted model, not a curated record